Molecule: messenger RNA, 1335 nt
Organism: Knipowitschia caucasica
Lineage: Eukaryota; Metazoa; Chordata; Actinopteri; Gobiiformes; Gobiidae
Source: the annotation of a GenBank genome assembly
AUGAAUUUCUUGCGCCUCGUUUGGAGCGUGACGCGCCGGGGUGCGUCGGUGUGCGCUGGAGUGCGCUGGAGUGGAGAAUACCUCACAAUCCACCUCCCCCCCUCCCCCACGCCUCCCUCGUCCCCCCCCGUCACCACCGCACGCCCGCGCUGCCUCCAAGGACCGCCGCCCUUAUUCUUUGUGGCGAGUGUUUGCGAGCACCUUGAGCUGCGGAGACAACACUCGUUUGUGGAUAAUGACUUUGGUGCUUUGGGCCCCGUUUGUGUGUUGUGCGCCCCCUGGAGGCCGGUGGCGGUUGUCGAGGUGCGCAGCAGCCGCAGGUAUUUUCGGUCCGCUAAUGAGGACGGCGGCGGGGCACAAAGGGGGCUGAUUAGGGGAAGGGGGGACGCAGGGGGGGGCGGGCCUCCAGCAGACGCACACCUGCACAGGUUCGAACAACAAAGGGACGAUGAUGCGAGAGUGCGGCUACAGCCAGAAGACGCCCGGGGAGGGGGGGGUUACGGGGGGGUUGGGGGGUGUAGCGUGGAGGUAGCAAAGCUCGGAGCAAAGAGUAGAGUUAAGGAAAUGUUCCAUCUCCAGUCAAAGAUCACUGGGGUGGAGUCGUUGGGGUCCAGGGGGAUUGGAGCCAAUGUCACGUCUGGGCUGUCACCUUCAGACGCGCCCUUCUGUCUCGGUCCAACUUCUCAAACUUCUUCAACUCAGAACGAUGGACUUAGCCACAUGUCGCAUUAUCUCAGCCCACAGUCCUGCCCCCCGACCCCUCUGCUCCCUGGGCCCCCCAGCCCCGUUCCCUGCCCCCGAUGGCUCCUGCUGGCACCCACCCAAACAACAGCGGCUCCAGACCUCAAAGUGAAGACGCGUGCAGAGGGAGCACGGCGUGAGGGCAAGGGUGUGAGACGGCAGCGUAAACACAGAGAGCGCGGCGCGUGCAAAAGAGUCUUCACUCCGAGCCUAGUGCGAGUCGAGGCCCGCGGCGACGAGUUCGCAACAAAAGCCGGCUAUUGUCAGAGGCGCGUAAAGAUGGCACCGCAUGAGGUUCCACCGGCGCACAUCAAGGCGGCGCGCCGAGGGAGUCAGAGCGGGUCCCUCUCGCUCCCCUGUGACCCCCCCUCACUCCCUCGUGACCCCCCCUUCGCCCCCCCCUCCGUAAACACAUUUGGAUUCAGAGGUUUGUUUUGUAAAGAUGCCCCUGGUUUGGGCGCCGUUUGGUGUGCGGUGCGGUGUGAAGGGACGCUGCGGAGAACAGUUCGGUUUCUAAGACCCAUCCGCACCCAGAACUCACCCGAUAAAGCCCCCGCGAACGCUCUCAGCGCCUCCAAUCGCUCACGCAAAUGA